CUGAUAGGUGGCACUGAUUGGCAUUGAUAGGUGGCACUGACUGGCACUGAUGGGUGACAUUGAAAGGCAGCUCAGAUGGGCACUGAUAUGUGGCAUUGAUGUGCACUGGUAUGCACUGAUAUGUGGACUUGAUGUGGCACUGAUGGGUACUGGUACGUGGCACUGAUGAGCACUGACAGGUGGCACUUGUGGGGCCACACUGAUCAUCAGUGCCCUGCGGCUCUCCUCUCCUCUGUCAGCGUGACAGCUCGAGAAGAGAGAAAUGCCGAUAACCGGCAUU
Molecule: messenger RNA, 280 nt
Organism: Staurois parvus
Lineage: Eukaryota; Metazoa; Chordata; Amphibia; Anura; Ranidae
Source: the annotation of a GenBank genome assembly